AGCAGCAGGAGCCGGGCUGGCAGCUGCGUCCCGGGGAGCGAGGCCGCUGCCGCCGCCUGCGCCCGGACCCAUGCGCCCCGCUCCGCCUCCGCCGAGUUCGCCUGUCGGAUGCCGCCCUGGAGGGGGACAGAGCCAUCAUGGAGAGCGAUGAUGGAGGCCGCACUGCAUGUCCACAUGUGCCUUUGGCUGAUCCCGGCCUGGAUCCCUUUGCUGUUGCCAAAUGGAUUUGCCUGUGGAGCAAAAGUGCCGCGUGGGGCCGAGCCCUGCCGGGCAGCCCAGUGCCGUGGGGAGCUGACGUGGGCGGUGCAUUUGACGGUGCCAGAGGGGUCCCCUUCCUCUGAGGAGGAGCUGGACUGGCGGGCGGAAGAACUGGCCAAGGAGGCCGGCCUCGUGAACAUUGGCCGGAUCGGGGAGCUCAGAGGCCACUACCUCUUUGGCUACCAGCUGGCAAGCCCAGCGGGCCUCAGCCUGGAGGCCAUCCAGCGGUCAGCGGAGGCGGUCUUUGCACAGCACGACAGCGUGAGGUGGCACGCCGAGCAGCGGUUUCUGAAACGCUCCAAGCGCAGCUUGCACUUUAACGACCCCAAGUUCCCGCAGCAGUGGCACUUGAACAACCGCAAGAGCCCUGGGAUGGACAUCAAUGUGACGGGCGUCUGGGAAAGGAAUGUCACCGGCCAGGGCGUGACGGUGGUUGUGGUGGAUGACGGGGUGGAGCACACCAUCAAAGACAUCCAGCCCAACUAUAGCCCUGAAGGCAGCUAUGACUUGAACUCCAACGACCCAGACCCCAUGCCCCACCCGGACGAGGAAAACGGCAACCAUCAUGGGACCCGUUGUGCUGGGGAGAUCGCAGCCGUCUCCAACAACAGCUUCUGUGCUGUGGGAGUUGCCUAUGGCAGCCGGAUUGCAGGGAUCCGAGUGCUGGACGGGCCUCUCACUGACAGCAUGGAGGCUGUGGCUUUCAACAAGCACUAUCAAAUCAACGACAUCUACAGCUGCAGCUGGGGCCCCGAUGACGACGGCAAAACCGUGGAUGGUCCUCACCAGCUUGGGAAGGCCGCUUUGCAGCAUGGGGUGAUGGCCGGCCGCCAGGGCUUUGGCAGUAUCUUUGUGGUGGCCAGUGGGAACGGAGGGCAGCACAAUGACAAUUGCAACUAUGAUGGCUACGCCAACUCCAUCUACACCGUCACCAUCGGUGCAGUGGAUGAGAUGGGGUACAUGCCCUUUUACGCUGAGGAGUGCGCCUCCAUGCUGGCUGUGACUUUCAGCGGGGGGGACAAGAUGAUGAGGAGCAUUGCAACUACAGACUGGGAUUUGCAGAGGGGCACCGGGUGCACGGAGGGGCACACCGGCACCUCUGCUGCAGCCCCCCUGGCUGCUGGCAUGAUCGCGCUGAUGCUGCAGGUGCGCCCCUGUCUCACCUGGCGGGACAUCCAGCACAUCAUCGUCUUCACAGCCACCAAGUAUGAAGACAACCGGGCCAGCUGGGAUGUCAACCAGGCCGGCCUCAGCCACAGUCACCAGCACGGGUUUGGCUUGCUGAACGCUUGGAGGCUGGUCAACGCGGCCAAGAUCUGGGAGUCGGUCCCUUACCUGGCCUCCUACGUCAGUCCCAUCUUGAAGGAGAGCAAAACCAUCCCCAUGGCGCCACAGCAGCUGGAGGUCACCUGGAACGUCACAGAAGCUGACCUGGAGCUCUCAGGGAUGAGGACCCUGGAGCACGUGGCUGUGACUGUCACCAUCACCCACCCCCGGCGUGGCAACCUGGACAUCCGCCUCCUCUGUCCCAGCGGCAUGAAGUCUUGGAUCGGGACGCCGCGCAGCAUGGACUCGGAUCCCAGUGGCUUUGCGGACUGGACCUUCUCCACCGUGCGCUGCUGGGGUGAGGAAGCGCAGGGCACCUACCGCCUCUUGAUCCGGGAUGUUGGGGAUGAGACCCUGGGGGCUGGUGUGCUGAAGCACUGGCAGCUGACUCUGUACGGAUCCUCGUGGGCCCUUGCCGAGAUCAAGGAGCGACAGAGGCUGGUUGAAGAGGCCAUGAGUGGGCGAUACCUGGACAGCGAUUUUUCCUUGCCCUGCCCACCAGGCCUGCAGAUCCCUGAGCAGGAGCCUUACACCAUCACCACCAACACCCUCAAGACCCUGAUGCUGCUGGGCUGCUUUGCUGUCUUCUGGACCUUCUAUUACAUGCUGGAGGUGUUCCUGAUGCGCCACAGCGUGACCUUUGACCUGGCCGCCUGCGGCAACGCCAUGGCCUGCCCUUGGUCCUCGGAAGGCAGGACAGCCAAGAGCCUGGAGGAUGGGCUAGAGAUGGAGGAGACUGUCCCCCUGUAUGGAGGGAAGGAGCUGGAGACGGAGCAGCAGCCAUCCUGCCUGGGGGUGGAGGAGGAAGCAAGAGUGGCAGGCGGAGCUGCGGGCACCCCAAGACCAUCGGCAGGGAGAGGCUUGCUGAACCUCCCGGAGCAAGAGCAGGCUACCUCACCCGGGGUUUACUGACUGCUGGCAGAGAGCCCUGGACACGCAAACUGAACCAGCGCUUGCCCUGGGUUUGGCACACAGGGAGGAAGUCCGACCAACGGAAGCAUCUCUCUGCGGGUAGCCCUGCUUGCCCCUAACCCUGGCCCCUUCUUGCAUUUGGGGGCCACCGCCUGUGCCAUGGGAUUGCCAGGGUGCCUGUGGCUGGCACAGAGGCUGAGCCUUGCCCGGGGGUGGGCAGCCUUAUUCAGUGUCUGUGGUGAGGACGGAGGAAUGCUCCUCCUAUCCUGGGGCUGAGAUCUGGGGGUGUGCCAGGGGGGUGGGGUGCAAAGGAAGCCUGCCCCUGCAGUGCCCCACAAACUUUGCUGAAAGGAGCCUGUGGGCUCUCACCAACUCGCUGCCUUAUCUUGCUGCCAAGUGGUGCAGCAGACCCUGGGCUGGCCGGUGCCCCCCACCUGCCAGCCUUCUCACACUGUCCCAGUGCCCCCCCCCCCGCAUCGCCUGCCUUGCUGCUGACGAAUGGCAAAGAGGAGCAGCUUUCGGGGGGCUUCCUCCACCACUGGAACCCAAAAGGGUAACAUUCAAUGCACUUCCUUUCUGUAUGUAUAUCCUGACACAGCCGGGAUCAGGAGCAGAGCAUGGGCAGCUUUCUGUGGAGUUGAGGGCUGGAUGGAGGCACUGGCUUGGGACCACGUCAACGAACGAAACAGUCUUCGGUGGCAGCUGCAUGAGCCGUUCUCCUGCUGGGGCGGCGGCUUCUGCUUCUGCUGUGGCCCCCAUCCCAUUGGAAAGAAAUAACAUGUACGUCUUCUGUAGGCAGAAGAAGUGAGGCCUUUGUGCCACUCCCAAAGUCAUCCAGCUUUGCAGGGAUGGGUGGGUAAUUAUUAUUAUUUUCUAAAUCAGUUGGGCGUGUUUUUUUUAAUUAACAGCAAAAAGCUUUUCUUUGCAGCUUUCCAAUAAACCCAUUAAAAUAUG
Molecule: messenger RNA, 3450 nt
Organism: Podarcis raffonei (Aeolian wall lizard)
Lineage: Eukaryota; Metazoa; Chordata; Lepidosauria; Squamata; Lacertidae
Gene: PCSK7
Product: proprotein convertase subtilisin/kexin type 7
Exons: 16
Coding region: 109-2496 (795 amino acids)
Biological process (GO): protein processing
Cellular component (GO): trans-Golgi network; Golgi membrane
Molecular function (GO): serine-type endopeptidase activity
Source: RefSeq, a predicted model, not a curated record